AUGGCGCCAAGACGUAAUGCUGACAUGCUUGUGAUAGUCGGAUCCGAAGAGAAGAUCGUGGGACCUUUGACCUUCCAUGAUCUUGCCCUCAUCAUCGCUGGCGCCGCUACUAUUAUCGCCUUUAUCGUGAGCUUUUAUUUGAUGUGGCAACAUGCCCUAAACUACACCAAGCCCCGUGAACAGCGACAUAUCAUUCGCAUCUUGUUUAUGAUCCCGGUUUAUGCCACCUCGGCCUUCUUGUGCAUAUGGUACUACUGGCAUGCCGUUUACUUCCAGGUCAUCAGCGAUUGCUACGAGGCUUUCGCCAUCGCCUCCUUCUUCGCCCUCAUGUGCCAUUAUGUGGCACCCGACUUACACGAGCAGAAGGAUUUCUUCCGAAAUAUGCACCCUAUACAAGAGUGGGUAUGGCCGAUCACCUGGCUCGCUAAGUGCAGUGGUGGUGAAAAGGGACCGUGGAGGACCCCUAAGAGCGGUCUGACGUGGUUUAAUAUCGUCUGGAUCGGAAUAUACCAUUACUGCUUCAUUAGGGUCGCCAUGACCAUCACGGCCGUUGUGACGCAGUAUUUUGAACGGUACUGCGAGAGUUCUAACAGUCCCGUUUUUGCCCACAUUUGGGUUAUUGCAAUCGAGUGUAUAGCGGUCACUAUUGCUAUGUUCUGCCUCAUCCAGUUUUACAUACAGCUGCGAGAACCGCUAAGCGAGCACAGGCCGUUUCUCAAGGUUUUGGCUAUAAAACUUGUCAUCUUCUUGUCAUUCUGGCAAACGAUCGCCAUCUCUCUCGGAACGUCUACCCUUCAUAUUGUAAACCCGAACGCCAUCCUCGCCUACCCCGACCUGAAAGUUGGUAUACCUAGUCUAAUGCUUUGCGUCGAGAUGGCGCUUUUUUCAGUCCUCCACAUUUGGGCGUUUCCUUACACCCCGUAUCUCGAAAGCGCUAAGACGACAUACUACCCGGUUUCUGAUCCGUCCCAGGGAGCGUCCCCCCGCGAAAACGAGCAUGGAGCCAAGAUGGGUGGCUUUAUGGGCCUGAAAGCUUUUGUAGACGCUCUUAACCCAUGGGAUAUCGUCAAGGCGUUCGGCCGUGGUAUGAGAUGGCUAUUUGUGGGGGUUAAGCGCCGCCGUGAAGACCCUAGUUAUCAGGCUAAGGCCAGUGAUAUUGACACUAGCUAUCCCAUGAAACCGUACGGCGCAGGUCGCCCCGGCGUGAAGAGUACGGAGAAUCUGCCAAUCGCUUCCGAAUUUCGUCGAAGUACGUUUGGCGUUGGACCCGGUGAUCCAGUCCCCGAGGAGAGCGCGGGAUUAAUCACCCACGCGCAGCCGAAUCCAGCUAAUCUCUCAAGGCGUCAACCAGACCCUUAUUCAGAGCCUGGCCCGGUACAAUUCUACGACUACCCCAACCCUCCAAUGGGUUACGCCGGCUACGCGUCCUACGACGACGUUAGAGGCGAUCUAGGAGCCGCAAAUGUGCAAUAUGAAUACGAUCCGAACGAAGCCCGCGGCAGCCAAGGUGGAAGCACAGCGGGUUGGAAUGGGCCACAUGGUAGAACUGGACCAGGUUCAAGAACCUCGACACAAGUUCGCGUCGGCAACGCGCUAUGGGGCGAUCGACCUCAGCCGGGCACUGCAAGAUAA
This is a messenger RNA of Daldinia decipiens, 1632 nucleotides long. Its product is annotated as DUF300-domain-containing protein. Lineage: Eukaryota; Fungi; Ascomycota; Sordariomycetes; Xylariales; Hypoxylaceae. Gene Ontology annotation, molecular function: transporter activity. The transcript is spliced from 3 exons. Gene Ontology annotation, biological process: transport. The coding region runs from base 1 to 1632 and encodes 543 amino acids. The record is from RefSeq and is a predicted model, not a curated record.